This is a messenger RNA of Pogoniulus pusillus (Red-fronted tinkerbird), 2046 nucleotides long. It is a transcript of the gene CCSAP, whose product is annotated as centriole, cilia and spindle associated protein. Lineage: Eukaryota; Metazoa; Chordata; Aves; Piciformes; Lybiidae. The record is from RefSeq and is a predicted model, not a curated record. Gene Ontology annotation, biological process: regulation of mitotic spindle assembly. Gene Ontology annotation, cellular component: ciliary transition zone; cytoskeleton; centriole. The coding region runs from base 71 to 817 and encodes 248 amino acids. The transcript has 3 exons. Gene Ontology annotation, molecular function: microtubule binding.
UGGGUUUAAACGCUGCAGCGGGAGGGGCGGGCUCGGCUGGCGGCGGCGGCUCCCGGCUCCAGGCCCCGCCAUGGUGGUGCCAGCGCGGCGCGUGAAGACGGAGUACAUGAAGCGGUUCAAGGAGCCCAAGUGGGAGUCGUGCAGCGCCUGCUACCUGGAGCUGCUGCGCUAUCGCCUCAGCCGCCGCCUCCUGGAGCAGGCGCACCGGCCCUGGCUGUGGGACGGCUGGGAGCAGGACAGCGGUAGCGGCGCUGGCAGCAGCACCGCCGGGACCCCCUCUCCGCCGGGCGCCGGUAGCCCCGAAGCCGGGCAGGAAGAGGAGGCGCCAGCGCCAAACGAGACGGGACGGGCGAGCCCUGAGAAAGAAAAAGAAGAGCCAGAAAAGCAACAGAAAGAAGAGCAAGAAAAAAGUGCAGAACACAAUUCUGUAAAGGAAGCAGACAAAACUAGCCGUACGGGACGGCGUCCGAGUCGAAGUGCCUUGUCCAGUCGUAACGAUCAAAGAUCAGCUAAGAGUCCUCAGAAGACAGAUACACCAAAGGAGAAUAAACAUCCAUUUGCCCUGUAUGGGUGGGCAGAAAGACAGACAGAUACUGGAAGCCAGAAAACUCACAAUGUCCGUGCUUCUGCUUCAGCAAAUGAAAUCCACGAAUCUGCUCUACGAGCAAAGAACAGGAGACAAGUGGACAAAAGGAAGCUUUCUCAGAGGCGAGUGCGAUCAGCAGAAGCAGAGAAAGCUUGGCAAAUAAAGCCCUCCCCACCAGAUAACCCUUGGAUGACAGAGUACAUGAGAUGCUACUCAGCAAGAGCUCGGUGAAUUUGGAUUCCUGUGGGCAUUGUCAAAAGUCAGGCAUAUCAGGACACUGGUGCAAGGAACCAAACUUCUUAUGCAAGGUUUUUAUAGAGAGUUUCCAGCUAUUGAAAUAUUUGUUACAGUAUUUUUAUCUUGGCUACCUACCUCACAGUGGGGUGCAUUGUUGGAGCCAUAACAUUUGAAGAGGCUUUUAGAUACAGCUACCCAAACUUUUAAACAAUUCCCCUUUUGGGAACUUUUCUAACCUUUCAGUUGACUUGUUUUAGGGGUGGGAGGGGGGAGCUCUGGCAUACCAGAAGUCAAAACAAACACAGUUUUGAUCUUGGUCACAAAUAACCUGUUGUCCCUUAAUUUUAAAAGCCCAAGUCGUGGGGAGGUAGUGUUGGGGAAAGACUUUUAAAGGUGUGAUGGAGGUGCCUUUACAUUUAUAGUACGAUUUGAUUUAGUAUCUCUAUUUAGGCAGCAGGGACGUCAGUGGGUCUGGUAAACAGCACUAAAAAACGAGGAUGCUUUAGGCAAGCAAGUGCUAAGUACUGUCUGUAUGUACAACUUUUCAAAAAGCCUUGUGCUGAUGCUAACUUCUAUUGCUGUUUCCAAGGUUGUUUAGAAUGAACUACCAAUUUCCAGGGCAAGAAACAGCUACAGGAUUGUUCUUCUGUUGCUGUGCCUGUUGUACCAAGUAACUGAUGCAGACAAUCAUCAUCUGAUAGCUGCUGCUCAGUAAGCAGUUGCUUGUUCUACCACCAGUAUCAAGUUACACCACUGUAUUAAGCUUGUGGCCACAUUCACUCUUAACCAUGUAAAUGCAUUUAUUGAGGGAGAGGGCUGGCUCCUGACUAGCGAAGUCUAUUUUUAACACUUAAUAUCUAUUAUGCUCAGUGGGGGUCGGAGCGCAAUAUGCAUUCCAUUUGGUGGCAUUGUGCAAGUAUACUGUUAAAGAUUUGAAACUUGAAAAUCAUGUUGAUAGAACUUGUAGAUGAAGUCCUGGGUAGCUUUCUGCCUCUCAAUACUGGUGCAGAACUCCUUACUACACAGGGAUGAGUGCUUGGGAGAAGGAGAGGUGUACCCUUUAGUAGACAAGAACAUAUAAUGGAGUUUGGACACUCAUUUUGUAGGUCCUACUUCUACAUAGUAAGACAGUUAUUGUUUGUGAGAUCCUCAGUGAGUGUAUUUUUCCCCUCAAGCCACUCUAGAUGUUUUCAGUUUGAUAACUAAGCUUUAGGCAGAUUAUU